UUUUUUUUUUUUUUUUUCCCAUUCCACCUCUUCCCAUUUUUCUUUUUCCUUAGUCCAAAGUCAAAGCCGCCUCCUUUUUACCCUCCUCCCUCAUCUCCAUCUCCCCCAAAUCCCCUUCUCUCUCUCUCUCUCUCUCCUCUCCAAUCCUCGCGUACAAAUGAGGAAAUUCUACGCUGUGCUCCAUCUCCUCCUCGUCCUCGUCCUCGUCCUCGUCUCGGCGGUGAGGGUGAGGUCGGGGGCGGGGGCAUCGGGGGCGGCGCCGCCGGGGGACGGGGAGGAGGACGACGUGCGGUGCCUGCGGGGGGUGCGGGACGCGCUGGGGCGGCGGCUGUCAGCGUGUGACUUCGCGAACGCGUCGACGGUGGGGUUCGUGUGCUNGGAGAACCGCGUGAUCGCGCUGUCGCUCCAGUCCAUGUCGCUGUCGGGCCCCGUCCCCUCCGCCCUGCAGUUCUGCCGCGCCGCCACCACCCUCGACCUCUCCUCCAACGCCCUCUCGGGGCCCAUCCCCCCCGACCUCUGCUCCUGGCUCCCCUACCUCGUCACCCUCGACCUCUCCUCCAACUCCCUCUCGGGGCCCAUCCCCACCGACCUCUCCGCCUGCCGCUUCCUCAACAGCCUCCGCCUCGCCUCCAACCGCCUCUCCGGCUCCGUCCCGGCCUCCCUCGCCCGCCUCGACCGCCUCAAGACUCUCGACCUCUCCGACAACUCCCUCUCCGGCCCCGUCCCCCCGGCCCUCGCCUCCGCAUUCGGCGCCUCCGCCUUCGCCGGCAACCCCGCCCUCUGCGUCGACUCCUCCCGCUGCGGCGCCGGCGGCCGCUCCCUCACCCGCACCAGCCUCAUCAUCAUCGUCGCCGCCGGCGUCUUCGGCGCCGCCGCCUCCCUCCUCCUCGCCUACGCCGUCUGGCGCUGGUGCUUCUCCCCCUCCAAAAAGUCCAGGAAGAGGGCCGGGGCCGGGGCCGGGGCCGGGGCGGCCGGGGAGGAGGACGGGCGGUGGUGGGCGGAGACGCUGCGGGCGUCGCACAACCGGCUGCUGCCGGUGUCGCUCUUCCAGAAGCCGAUCGUGAAGCUGAAGCUGGCGGAUCUGAUGGCCGCCACCGCCGACUUCCAUCCGGACCACAUCGUCGCCGCCGGCAGCUCCCGGGUCGGCACCUCCUACAAGGCCGUCCUCCGCGACGGCUCCGCGCUCACCGUGAAGCGCCUCCACUCCUGCCCGCUCCCCGAGAAGCCCUUCCGCGCCGAGAUGGGCCGCAUCGGCCAGCUCCGCCACCCCAACCUCGUCCCCCUCCUCGGCUUCUGCGUCGUCGAGGACGAGCGCCUCCUCGUCUACAAGCACAUGUCCGGCGGCGCCCUCCCGCCCCUCCUCCGCGCCCCGCCCCACGCCGCCCUCGACUGGCCCGCCAGGCUCCGCAUCGGCGUCGGCGCCGCCCGCGGCCUCGCCUGGCUCCACCACGGCUUCCAGAUCCCCUUCCUGCACCAGAACGUGAGCUCCGGCGCCGUCCUUCUCGACGACGACGGCGAGGCCCGGGUCACCGACUUCGGCCUCGCGCGCCUCGUCCGCGCGGCGCCGCCCCACGAAGCCGCCGCCAACACCUCCCCCUUCCUGAGCGGCGACUUCGGGGAGCUUGGCUACGUGGCGCCGGAGUACGCCACCAAUCCGAUCGCCACCACGAAGGGCGACGUCUACGCGUUCGGGGUCGUGCUGCUCGAGCUGGCCACGGGGCAGAAGCCCGCGCAAGUCAGCAGCGAGGCGGCGGGGGAAGACUUCAAGGGGAAUUUGGUCGACUGGAUCAACCAGCUGGCCGCUGCCGGCCGGUUGACCGAUGCUAUCGAUAAGUCCCUGCACGGGAAGGGCCACGACGAGGAGAUCGUGGAGUUCUUGAAGAUCGCGUGCGGGUGUAUUGUAGCCCGGCCCAAAGAGAGGUUUUCCAUGUAUCGGGUAUACCAGUCGCUGAAGGAUGUCGGAGACGGCUACGACUUCUCCGAGCAGUUCGAUGAGUUCCCGCUGGCUUACGGCAAGGAUGAUUCCGAUACCCAGUAGCUGCGGCUGGUACCGUCGGGCAGAGGCCUGUCGUCGGAUGCUCUCCAUGGAUACCUUAUCCCGUGCCUGCAUAUGUCGGUCACAUCAAGUGAUGGACCAUCUUGCUAAGUAGUCCGACGGUAUGGCUUUUCAUCUAUUUUGUAAGUGAUGGUAUAGCUUUGGUCGAUCCGUUCUUUUACUGUCGAAUGAUCAGUUAUUGGCUUGCGCUUUAGCUUUUUCAGUGCACGAAAUUUGUAAUGUUAAUAGAGGCGGCUCUUGGUAGGGGUAAUGGGCUCCCUCGUCGAUGUUGUACACGCUCUGUACUGUCAUUGCAACGGAAUUUAGUUUAGCUAUUUUCUCAAGGAGUCACCCCUGAAUUCGGCGAACCAUUUUGCGCUUACUUGCUCCACGGUUAUGGAACACUGCAGUACUCGGUGGUAGUGUAUUAUGUAUUUCCAUUGAUAUGCCGAAUCAUAGGAUAGGUUGCAAGAUCACUUUUUCAUUACAUCGAUUUCGUGUCUUUGUUUGCAUAAUAAUAUGGUAGAUAUGCGUUAAUGUCAUGAUUGGCAGCUUCUGUCUGAAAUAGGUGUUUGAUGCUAUUAACACAAGCAACUAAGGUCAGUUUGGCUUUUAUUUUUUUAUUUUUUUUUAUUUUUUUUAUAUUUACUCUGUGCUUUGGGUGAGUACUGAUGAAUGUGUUCUUGAUCACAUAUUAUUUCUUUGCUUCCGCCUCUUCAGGCUCGUUGUUAUGAAAUGACUUUGUAUUUCAUGCUCAUGUGCCCCUGCGGCAGUGAAAUUCAUGUUCAGUGCAA
Messenger RNA from Ananas comosus (pineapple), 2829 nucleotides. RefSeq names its product probable inactive receptor kinase At1g27190. The record is from RefSeq and is a predicted model, not a curated record. The transcript has a single exon. The coding region runs from base 158 to 2038 and encodes 626 amino acids. Gene Ontology annotation, biological process: protein phosphorylation. Gene Ontology annotation, molecular function: protein kinase activity; ATP binding; protein binding. Lineage: Eukaryota; Viridiplantae; Streptophyta; Magnoliopsida; Poales; Bromeliaceae.